AUGGAGAAGAGUCGAGCUGGGGGCUCUCAGCGCUUGUUAUCACAGACUAUACCCAAAAUCUUCCGGACCGGCACAAAAUCCAAUAUGGCACCGACUCCUUCACGCGCAUCUAGCCCUGCCGUCCCUGAGAAGGAAGACAUUGCUGACACCUCCCUGUUACCUAUAAUGCCUGCUGACCCGAUGAAUCCAUCGGUGCUCUACCGAUCCAUCCAGCUGAUGUUCAAGGCCGGACUUUCUAAAGCUGUGGCAGACUUCUCCAAGCAGGUAGGCAACUUGGGCAAUAAAGUCUCCGAGAUAGAGAUAAGGGCGGAUGACCUGGCUGAAGCUAUUGAGGCUGAUAGGACCCUUAUAACUGACCACACCGAUAAACUGGAACUGCCUGAGUUCAAGAUAGAGGAUCUUGAGAACCUGUCCCACAAAGCUAAUGUCCGCAGCCUACCUGAGGGACCCACUGCUCUACUCCCUUCUCAUGGCGUCUCAAUGAGUCGCUUCUCUGCAGACCGCAUGUUCGCACUCAACUUUAAUCCAACCUCUCUGACUAUUUUUCCUCUUACUCUACAUCUUCAGCUGAUGGCACAGAAGGCAUUUAUAAGAGGGAAAAUCAUCUCUAUGGCUUCUCACUUAAAACGUGAUCAAACAAAAGCUCAAGCUACAUUAGAAAAUAAGCUUGCCAGACUGGCGGUAGCACACCAGCUCAAUCCCUCUAUGUAUUUACUCUGGGCAUUAUGUACUACCAGACUCCAGCUUGAUGCUGUUUUAUCUGACGGCACUGAAAAGGCUCUCUGCUGGACACAGACCACUUAUUAUAAAUGGGCCAAUAAACCUGACCGCCUUCUUGCUUCUAUGCUUGUUACGUUAUGUAGUCUGGUGGCACACGCUGGAUGCUUGAUUGUUAAUAAAACCAAAUCAGAGAUCCUUUUCUGUAACACUCCUCCUCAAAUCUGCGGAUUUCUCUUGGUGGCUUUCCCAAAAACGAUUUUUGCUCCACCACUUUUUGUUUUCGGUGAUGAGCUUGAUGCCUACAUAAAAACUGAAGGAGCAUGGAUGGUGGGUAGAGAGAGAGCAAUUUACACUAAAGCCAAUGAUUUAGAAUGUGCUAAAAUGUGUGAUGCAGAACAGAAAUUCACUUGUAGGUCAUUUCUGUAUAGCACAAAAAAUCAAUUUUGUGUCACACUCAUGGACAACCAGAAAUCAUCACUUGUACACAGAAGAAAUGAUAUAGCUCUAUAUGAGAAAAAAAUUUACCUUGAAAACUGCUUUACAGGAGAUGGAAAAAAUUACAGGGGAACUGAAUCUAAAACACGUUCUGGAAAAACAUGCCAGGAUUGGACAGCAACUACUCCUCACACACCAAACUAUACCCCUACAAAUUUUCCAGAUGCUGGACUAGACGCAAAUUUUUGCCGAAAUCCAGAUGGUGAUCCAAAUGGCCCCUGGUGUUAUACUACAGACCCAAAUCAACGCUUUGAGUUUUGUGACAUUACCCAAUGUGAAGAGGAAUGUUUUCAUUGUAAUGGAGAAAAUUAUAGAGGUGAAAUUUCAAAGACAAAGUCUGGAUUGCAGUGUCAAGCCUGGGAUUCACAAAAACCCCAUGCUCAUGGCUAUAAACCUGAAAGCAUUCCAGAGAAGAAUCUAAUAAAUAAUUACUGUCGCAACCCAGAUGGAGAACCACGACCAUGGUGUUUUACUACUGAUCCCAACACACGAUGGGAAUUCUGUAAUAUUCCACGCUGCACUUCAAAUACCCAAGCAUCACCACCAGGACUGCAGUGCUUAUCUGGGAAUGGAGAGUCCUACACAGGAAACAUUGCUAUAACUGUAUCUGGAAAAACAUGUCAGUCCUGGAGUUCUCAGGAACCCCAUGGUCACGCCAGAACACCAGAUAACUAUCCCUGCAAGAAUCUUGAAAAGAAUUAUUGCAGAAACCCAGAUGGAGAGUCAAUGCCCUGGUGUUAUACCACUGACAAAUCAACAAGAUGGGAGUACUGUAAUAUACCCAGCUGUGGUGCUACACCUGUUGUUAAACCUGCACCUACUGCAACAGCUGCAGUUUCUGAAUGUUACACUGGAAAUGGAGAAACUUAUAGAGGCACAACAUACCUGACUAUUUCAGGUAAAAGAUGUCAGGAAUGGAGCUCUAUGGUGCCACAUACACAUGGAAAAACACCAGAUAAAUAUCCAAAUGCGAAUCUUGAAAGAAACUACUGCAGAAACCCAGAUAAUGAUAAGAGUCCAUGGUGCUACACCACAGAUCCAAGUGUGCGAUGGGAAUAUUGUAACUUGAAGAAGUGCACAGAAACAUCAGAUAUAGAACAACAAACUGUUAAAACUACAAAAAUAACCAUGGUGUCAUCUAGUCCAGACUGUAUGAUUGGUAAAGGCCAAGACUAUCGUGGGACAAAAUCUGUAACUGUGAAGGGAUAUACUUGUCAAUCAUGGAAAUCUCAGACACCUCAUGCACAUGCAAGCUUUACUCCAGAAACUCACCCAAAUUCUGACUUGGAUAAUAAUUACUGCAGAAACCCAGAUGGAGAUAUUAACGGUCCUUGGUGCUUUAUUACAACGCCUGGACCAGUAACCUGGGAUUAUUGUGACAUUCCCACCUGUGCCUCAACAGAAAUUGAAUGUGGGAAACCAAAGAGAGGGCAGAGAAAGUGCUUUGGAAGAAUCGUAGGUGGAUGUGAAGCAAUUCCACAUUCUUGGCCAUGGCAAAUCAGCCUUCGUACCAGCUACAAUUUGCACUUCUGUGGUGGAACACUGAUUGAUCGCCAGUGGGUUCUUACUGCUGCACAUUGCUUGGAACGGUCAUCUCGACCAUCAUCCUAUAAAAUACAACUUGGAAUUCACAAGGAACAAAGCACUGAGGCUUCCAAGCAAAUUAGAGAUGUUGAAAAGUUAUUUUUGGAACCAACAAAAGCAGAUAUUGCUUUACUGAAACUGAAAAGCCCAGCUUUAAUAACAGAUGAAGUUCUCCCAGCUUGCUUACCACCUCAUAAUUUUAUGGUACCGGAUAAAUCUGAAUGUUAUGUAACAGGAUGGGGAGAAACUCAAGGCACUGGUAAAGAAGGUGUUCUCAAAGAAGCCGGAUUCCCUGUGAUUGAAAACAAAGCAUGUAACAGCCCUGAAUACCUUAAUGGUAGAGUAACAAGCCGGGAGUUGUGUGCUGGGAAUAUUCAAGGUGGAGUGGACAGCUGUCAGGGUGACAGUGGAGGACCACUAGUCUGUUUUGAUGGAGAAAAGUAUAUUAUACAAGGCGUGACUUCCUGGGGUCUUGGUUGUGCCCAGCCAAUGAAGCCUGGUGUAUAUGCACGUGUGUCUAUGUUUAUUCCGUGGAUUGAAAAAACUAUGAAAGACAAUUCAUAAAAUAUAACUAUUUUUCUGUGUUUUUUAUUAAAUCAAA
This is a messenger RNA of Hyla sarda, 3400 nucleotides long. RefSeq names its product plasminogen (gene PLG). The transcript has 22 exons. Lineage: Eukaryota; Metazoa; Chordata; Amphibia; Anura; Hylidae. Gene Ontology annotation, molecular function: signaling receptor binding; serine-type endopeptidase activity. The record is from RefSeq and is a predicted model, not a curated record. Bases 1 to 3363 code for a protein of 1120 amino acids. Gene Ontology annotation, cellular component: extrinsic component of plasma membrane. Gene Ontology annotation, biological process: proteolysis.